Molecule: messenger RNA, 4345 nt
Organism: Eurypyga helias (sunbittern)
Lineage: Eukaryota; Metazoa; Chordata; Aves; Eurypygiformes; Eurypygidae
Gene: PBRM1
Product: polybromo 1
Exons: 20
Biological process (GO): chromatin remodeling
Cellular component (GO): RSC-type complex
Molecular function (GO): chromatin binding; protein binding
Source: RefSeq, a predicted model, not a curated record
UUUCCCAUUUUUCCUUUCUCUCUGUGCAGCUGCUGCUCGUUACGAAGAGGGCGAAUCUGAAGCCGAGAGCAUUACUUCCUUCAUGGACACUUCUAAUCCUCUUUAUCAGCUUUAUGACACAGUUAGAAGUUGCCGAAAUAAUCAGGGUCAGCUCAUAUCUGAACCCUUUUUCCACUUGCCCUCCAAGAAAAAGUAUCCUGAUUAUUAUCAGCAAAUUAAAGCACCUAUUUCACUGCAGCAGAUCAGAACCAAGCUGAAGAACCAUGAAUAUGAAACUUUAGAUCAGUUGGAGGCUGAUCUGAACUUGAUGUUUGAAAACGCCAAGCGAUACAACGUUCCCAAUUCUGCCAUCUAUAAGAGGGUGCUGAAAAUGCAGCAGGUUAUGCAGGCAAAGAAGAAAGAGCUUGCUAGAAGAGAUGACAUUGAAGAUGGGGACAGUAUGAUUUCUUCUGCUACAUCUGAUACUGGAAGCUCAAAAAGGAAAAGUAAAAAGAAUAUACGAAAACAACGCAUGAAGAUCUUAUACAAUGCUGUUCUGGAGGCUCGAGAACCGGGCACAGGCAGACGGCUCUGUGAUCUGUUUAUGGUUAAGCCAUCCAAAAAGGACUAUCCAGACUAUUAUAAAAUUAUCUUGGAGCCGAUGGACUUGAAAAUGAUAGAACACAACAUCCGCAAUGAUAAGUAUGUAGCGGAAGAAGCCAUGAUCGAAGACAUGAAGCUCAUGUUCCGAAAUGCAAGGCAUUAUAACGAGGAAGGCUCCCAGGUAUACAAUGAUGCCCAUAUGCUGGAAAAGAUCCUUAAAGAAAAAAGGAAAGAACUGGGACCCCUAGCUGAAGAUGAUGAUGUUGCAUCCCCUAAACUAAAGCUAAGUAGAAAAAGUGGCAUAUCUCCUAAAAAAUCAAAAUACAUGACUCCAAUGCAACAGAAGUUGAAUGAGGUGUACGAAGCAGUUAAGAAUUACACGGAUAAACGAGGCAGGCGACUGAGCGCCAUCUUCUUGAGGCUGCCAUCGCGGUCUGAACUUCCUGACUAUUACGUAACCAUUAAAAAGCCCGUUGACAUGGAAAAGAUCAGAAGUCAUAUGAUGGCAAACAAAUACCAGGAUAUUGAUUCCAUGGUCGAGGACUUCGUCAUGAUGUUCAAUAAUGCUUGCACAUAUAACGAGCCAGAAUCUUUGAUAUAUAAAGAUGCUCUGGUCCUGCAUAAAGUUUUGCUUGAAACUCGGAGAGAAAUAGAAGGCGAUGAGGAUUCUCAUGUGCCCAAUGUCACUUUGCUGAUUCAGGAGCUUAUUCAUAACCUUUUUGUAUCUGUUAUGGGCCACCAGGAUGAUGAGGGCAGAUGCUACAGUGACUCCUUAGCUGAAAUUCCGGCUGUUGAUCCCAACUUCCCAAAUAAACCUCCUCUGACUUUUGAUAUUAUCCGAAAAAAUGUUGAAAACAAUCGCUACAGAAGGUUGGACUUGUUCCAGGAGAAUAUGUUUGAGGUACUGGAGAGGGCAAGGAGAAUGAACAGGACUGACUCAGAGAUUUAUGAGGAUGCGGUCGAACUUCAGCAGUUCUUUAUCAAAAUUCGAGAUGAACUUUGUAAGAACGGGGAGAUUCUUCUCUCACCUGCUCUCAGCUAUACCACCAAGCAUCUUCACAAUGAUGUGGAAAAGGAAAAGAAGGAAAAGCUGCCGAAAGAGAUAGAGGAGGAUAAGCUCAAAAGAGAGGAGGAGAAGAGAGAAGCUGAAAAGAGUGAAGAUUCUUCUGGGUCAGCUGGGCUGUCAAGCUUGCAUCGGACCUACAGCCAGGAUUGCAGCUUCAAGAACAGCAUGUACCAUGUAGGAGAUUACGUGUAUGUGGAGCCUGCAGAACCCAACUUGCAACCUCACAUAGUCUGUAUCGAGAGGCUGUGGGAAGAUUCGGCUGGAGAGAAAUGGCUGUAUGGCUGUUGGUUUUAUCGACCAAAUGAAACAUUUCAUCUUGCAACACGAAAAUUCUUGGAGAAAGAAGUUUUUAAAAGUGACUAUUACAAUAAAGUUCCUGUUAGCAAAAUUUUAGGCAAAUGCGUGGUCAUGUUUGUUAAGGAGUAUUUUAAACUGUGUCCUGAAAACUUUGGAGAUGAGGAUGUCUAUGUCUGUGAGUCACGUUAUUCUGCAAAGACAAAAUCUUUUAAAAAGAUUAAACUGUGGACUAUGCCUGUCAGCUCUGUAAGAUUUGUCCCACGAGAUGUACCCCUGCCUGUAGUCCGUGUUGCCUCUGUAUUUGCUAAUACAGAAAAAGUAGAUGAGGAGAAACACGCUGAAACGUUGGAGGACAGUAAGGUGGGAGAAAGUAUCCUUCAUCUUGAAAAGGACAAAGAAGAUGUUCCCGUAGAAAUGUCCAAUGGAGAACCUGGUUGCCAUUACUUCGAACAGCUCUGCUACAAUGAUAUGUGGCUUAAGGUCGGGGACUGUGUCUUCAUAAAAUCACACGGGCUAGUGCGACCUCGGGUAGGAAGAAUUGAAAAGAUGUGGGUGCGAGAUGGAGCUGCAUAUUUCUUUGGCCCAAUAUUUAUACAUCCUGAAGAAACUGAACAUGAACCAACUAAAAUGUUCUACAAGAAGGAAGUGUUUUUGAGUAAUUUGGAAGAGACCUGUCCGAUGAGUUGUAUUUUGGGGAAGUGUGCGGUUCUGUCGUUCAAAGACUUCCUCUCCUGCAGACCAACAGAAAUCUCCGAAAAUGAUGUUUUCCUGUGUGAGAGCCGCUACAAUGAAAGUGACAAACAAAUGAAGAAAUUUAAAGGGCUGAAGAGAUUUUCACUGUCUGCAAAAGUUGUAGAUGAUGAAAUAUACUAUUUUAGAAAACCCAUCGUUCCUCAGAAGGAACCAUCUCCACUGCUGGAAAAGAAGAUUCAGCAGCUAGAAGCAAAAUUCGCAGAGUUGGAAGGAGGUGAUGAAGACAUGGAAGAGAUGGGAGAAGAGGAAGGUGAUAUGACUGAAACACCUUCUAUGCCUCAGCUUCAGACCCCACUAGCUAGUGAGCUGGAUAUAAUGCCUUAUACUCCACCACAGUCCACUCCCAAGUCUGUUAAGGGCAGCACCAAGAAGGAGGGAUCAAAAAGGAAGAUCAACAUGAGUGGGUACAUCUUAUUUAGCAGCGAGAUGAGAGCUGUGAUUAAAGCUCAGCACCCAGACUACUCCUUUGGAGAGCUCAGCAGGCUUGUAGGAACUGAAUGGAGAAACUUGGAAGCAACAAAGAAAGCUGAAUAUGAAGAGCGGGCAGCUAAAGUUGCUGAGCAGCAGGAGAGAGAGCGAGCAGCACAGCAGCAGAAUUCCUCCCCCCGGGCAGGCACUCCUGUCGGGGCUCUUAUGGGGGUGGUGCCGCCACCAACACCAAUGGGAAUGCUCAAUCAGCAGUUGACACCUGUUGCAGGCAUGAUAAGUGGCUAUCCACCGGUGCUGCCACCUUUGCAGGGCCCAGUUGAUGGCAUUGUUAGCAUGGGCAGCAUGCAGCCACUUCACCCAGGGGUGCCCCCACCCCACCAACUUCCGCCAGGUAUGCCAGGCAUCCCAGGCAUCCCACCACCGGGUGUUAUAGGCCAAAAUGUGUCCCCCAUGGUAGGCACUCCAGCACCCGGAGCAAGUCCUUUUGGGCAGCAGAUAGGAAUCCUUGGCCCGCCGGGACAGCAGGCUCCCCCUCCGUAUCCGGGCCAGAGCCCAGCAAGUCAGCCAGUUAUGCAGCAGCCCACAACUCCCAUGUUCGUCUCCCCUCCACCAAAGACACAGAGGCUUCUUCAUUCUGAAGCCUAUCUGAAAUACAUCGAGGGGCUCAGUGCUGAAUCAAAUAGUAUUAGCAAGUGGGACCAGACCCUUGCAGCACGAAGACGAGAUGUCCACUUAUCAAAGGAACAGGAGAGCCGACUCCCUUCGCACUGGUUGAAAAGUAAAGGGGCUCAUACCACAAUGGCCGAUGCGUUAUGGCGUCUGCGAGACUUGAUGCUACGAGACACCCUUAAUAUCCGUCAGGCAUACAACAUAGAAAAUGUUUAGUUGCAUAACUGCUUCUUUCUUUGAUACUGGCAUAUAAGGAGUUUUGUGGAACAAUAGCUGUUUUAGUUACUGGGUGGGGAGAGAUAACCAACAAUAAUUUGUAUUGCAUUUUACUGUACAUUGCAAGACCAUUUUUAUAUAAGGACACUUUUAAUAAGCAUAUUUCACUUUUUGUUAUAUUAAGUUGACUUUAUCAAAUACACGGAUUUUUGCAUAUGUUUCCUUUGUUUGAAAGGCGAUUUCAUAAUGGGUUAAGUGUAGUCAAGGAUUCAUCUUUCUUAUACUUUAUUGCUGAGAAUCUGAUGCCAUUGUUUUUAUAUAAAAGAAGAAAAA